Thunnus maccoyii (southern bluefin tuna) is the source of this 735-nucleotide messenger RNA. Its product is annotated as tumor necrosis factor receptor superfamily member 14-like. The transcript is spliced from 8 exons. Gene Ontology annotation, molecular function: transmembrane signaling receptor activity; protein binding. Lineage: Eukaryota; Metazoa; Chordata; Actinopteri; Scombriformes; Scombridae. Gene Ontology annotation, cellular component: external side of plasma membrane; membrane. Gene Ontology annotation, biological process: apoptotic process; defense response to Gram-negative bacterium; defense response to Gram-positive bacterium. The record is from RefSeq and is a predicted model, not a curated record. Bases 4 to 720 code for a protein of 238 amino acids.
AAUAUGAUAAUUAUAAUGAUAAUAAAUUGUUUCUUCUCCACAGGAUAUCGAGUUAGAAGAGAUUGUACAGAGUUCACAAGUAUAUCCUGCCUGCCCUGCACUGAUGAAACCUACAUGAAUCAUCCCACUGGACUUAAACAGUGUUUAACCUGUGGAAACUGUGAUGCAGGUUCUGGUCUGCAGAUAAAGACAUCAUGUACAUCAACAUCAAAUACAGUUUGUCAACCACUGGAGGGAUUCUACUGUAUGGACCCCACAGAGGACGGCUGUGUGAAAGCACUGAAACACACAAGCUGUCAACCAGGACAAUACAUCAGACAAAAAGGAACAGCUCUCAGGGACACUGAGUGCACUGACUGCAGUGAUGGAACAUUUUCAGAUGGGACAUUUACAUCUUGUCAACCACACACACAAUGUGAAUCACUAAAGCUUCAGCUGAUCAAACCAGGAACUGAUUCAACUGAUGCUGAAUGUGGAGAACAAAGUUCACAUGUGAGAAUAAUUGUGUCCUGUGUGAUUGUGGUGCUUUUUUUAUUAAUUGGCAUAGCUGGGUUAGUUUACUUCAGAAAGAAGAAAUCAGAAAAAAAAGAAAAUGCAGACAUUCCCAAACAGGAAAAAACAAAUGGAGAAACGUCAGAGAUGCUAACCAUAUACCAGACAGCAUCAGAAGAAAAGGAAAAUGCAGACAUUCCCAUAGAGGAAACUGGAGAUGGAAGCUGAGAGAUGCUAAACAGU